ACCUUUGACAGUGAUGACAGUAGCCGUCAAAACGACGACAGCAGAGAAAACCAAACAAAAGCGACCGUAGCUGAUUGCGCCAAAAGAGACGAGAUUUGUUUCAACGAUCUGUUGCCAACGGCCAGUUUUCAUAGUUUUUCUGGUAUAAAGUGAUGUAAAACACGAUGCCACGACCAUCACAAUCGCAAAGCCAACGCUCAGCAGUGGAUAGGAACAGUUCCACCCAACCCAUGGAUGAAAGCCAUCUGAUCAGGAACAUGGUCAAAACGAUACUCAAUCUAUCGAUACACAAAUUCCCAAUUAAAAGAUCCGAAAUCAGCAGCAUCGCUCUGAAGGGAGAUACCCGGCUUUACAAUAGACUCAUUACCGAAGUGGAAAAUAUACUGAGCGAGAUAUAUGGCUAUCAGCUGGUAGAGGUGGAUAGUAAAGGACAGAAAACGGUGAUCCUGUGCUCCACUUUUGGAACGAGUUCUUUCACAGAACUCAACGAAAACUAUCGUCGAAAGUACACUCUGUUGUUUGUGAUAUUGGGUUACAUUUUCAUGAAAAACGGUACCAUUCCGGAACGAUUGUUGUGGGAGUUUCUGCAAACAAUCGGUGUCGAUGAGCAGCAUGAGCAUUCCUAUUUUGGUGACCCCAAGAAGCUAUUGGAAUUAUUCAUAAAGCAAGCGUAUAUUAUGCGCUUCAAGCAAUCGAUGGAGGGAAUGAACGAAGAAAGCGUAUUCCUGAGCUGGGGUGUACGAGCGAAUCAUGAAGUGUCGAAGAGGGAAAUAUUCGAAUCGAUGUGCAGACUGAUGAACCGGAAACCCAGUGACUUUAAAACGCAGUACAUAGAAACGCAAGGCUUAACAGAUGAAUCGAUGGAUGACGAACAUGAGUCAGAGGAGCUCAUGUCAGAUGCUCAUGUGUACAAAAUGUUUGGAAAUGAACGCAUGGUUGGUAUUUCCGAUCGUAGUUGA
Anopheles funestus (African malaria mosquito) is the source of this 959-nucleotide messenger RNA. It is a transcript of the gene MAGE, whose product is annotated as non-structural maintenance of chromosomes element 3 homolog. Lineage: Eukaryota; Metazoa; Arthropoda; Insecta; Diptera; Culicidae. Gene Ontology annotation, cellular component: nucleus. Bases 165 to 959 code for a protein of 264 amino acids. The transcript has 2 exons. The record is from RefSeq and is a predicted model, not a curated record.